CCGUUGCCAGGGGAACGGGUCCAGCUCCGGACGAGGCCCAGCCAGCCUCGGCCCGGCCUGGCUGUACAGCCAUCGUACCCCUGGAUCCGGAGCCCUAGGACUCGCCGUCCUAAUCUCCGCCGCGCAGCUCGGGAUGGGGCUCCGCUCCGGGAUGCGCCGCUGCCCGUUCCCCGGGGCCGUCCCAGCCGCGAGGGUCUGAAGCGCGGCCACCCGGGGAAGAGGGGCGUGUGGACGGCGCAAAGGCUGAACCUCUGGGAGACCUUGGCGGAGCCGAUGUGGCUCGGCCUAAAUGACGCGCAGAUGUUUUCAAGUCAGCAAACAUUUACUGAGUACCUUCUGUGUACAAGAUGAACAUCUGCAACAAGCCCUCCAACAAGACAGCCCCUGAGAAGAGUGUGUGGACAGCGCCCUCACAGGCCAGCGGACCCUCCCCGGAGCUGCAGGGCCAGCGGUCACGCCGGAAUGGCUGGAGCUGGCCCCCUCACCCCCUCCAGAUUGUGGCCUGGCUGCUGUACCUCUUCUUUGCUGUGAUCGGCUUUGGGGUCCUUGUCCCCCUCCUGCCUUACCACUGGGUUCCUGCUGGCUAUGCUUGUAUGGGCGCCAUCUUCGCCGGCCACCUCGUGGUGCACCUGACUGCUGUCUCCAUCGACCCAGCAGAUGCCAACGUACGGGACAAGAGCUAUGCAGGGCCCCUGCCCAUCUUCAACCGCAGCCAACACGCACACGUCAUUGAAGACCUGCACUGCAAUUUGUGCGACGUGGAUGUGAGUGCUCGCUCUAAGCACUGCAGUGCCUGCAACAAGUGUGUGUGCGGCUUUGACCACCACUGCAAGUGGCUCAACAACUGUGUGGGCGAAAGGAAUUACUGGCUCUUUCUACACAGUGUGGCAUCUGCUUUACUGGGUGUCCUACUCCUCGUGCUGGUGGCCACUUACGUCUUCGUGGAGUUCUUUGUCAAUCCCAUGAGGCUGCGUACCAACCACCACUUUGAAGUCCUGAAGAACCACACGAAUGUGUGGUUUGUGUUCCUGCCUGCCGCCCCUGUGGAGACCCAGGCUCCUGCUAUCCUGGCUCUGGCUGCCCUGCUCAUUCUUCUGGGCCUGCUGUCCACAGCCCUGCUUGGCCACCUGCUCUGCUUCCACAUUUAUCUCAUGUGGCACAAGCUCACCACCUAUGAGUACAUCGUGCAGCAUCGUCCACCACAGGAGGCAAGGGGGGCCCACAGGCAGCUCGAGUCAUGUCCCCCCAAGAUGCGGCCCAUUCAGGGUGGCAUGGCAGCAAGCACAGACAUGGCUGGGCUGGAGGAGAGCUUCCGCAAGUUUGCCAUCCACGGUGACCCCAAGGCCAGUGGGCAAGAAAUGAAUGGCAAGAACUGGGCCAAGCUGUGCAAGGACUGCAAGGUGGCUGAUGGAAAGGCUGUGACAGGGACCGACGUCGACAUCGUCUUCUCCAAAGUCAAGGGGAAGUCUGCUCGAGUCAUCAACUAUGAGGAGUUCAAGAAGGCCCUGGAAGAGCUGGCACCCAAGCGAUUCAAGGGGAAGAGCAAGGAGGAGGCCUUCGAUGCCAUCUGCCAGUUGGUAGCAGGCAAGGAACCAGCCAAUGUGGGCGUCACUAAAGCAAAAACAGGGGGAGCUGUGGAACGGCUGACUGACACCAGCAAGUACACCGGCUCCCACAAGGAACGCUUCGACGAGAGCGGCAAGGGCAAGGGCAUUGCUGGGCGGCAGGACAUCCUUGAUGACAGUGGCUAUGUGAGUGCUUACAAGAAUGCAGGCACCUAUGAUGCCAAGGUGAAGAAGUGAGACCUGGGAAGAGCCCCCCAGCAUGGCAGCCCCAUCCAGAGGCUAAGGCCUGGUAUAAGGGGUGUGUGGAACAAGAGAGCCUGGUCUCCUUCCUGCUGGACCUGCCAUCCAGAGCUUCCUGCCCAGCCCCAUUGGGCCAGCCCACCAGGUCUCUGACCCAGACUCCUCUGUGUCUCCCUCCCCUUUCCUCCAUGACUUCUGUCCCUCUAGGGACAGUCUGUGCCUAUAACCUAACCGCCCCAACCUAGCCCCGGGCAUGGCUAAACCCCUGACUGCUUGCCUCAUAUUUAAGCUGCUGCUCUGGCCAAGUGCCUAAUUCUUACCCAGACCUCAAUAAAGACACCUUUUGUAUCAA
Molecule: messenger RNA, 2157 nt
Organism: Artibeus jamaicensis (Jamaican fruit-eating bat)
Lineage: Eukaryota; Metazoa; Chordata; Mammalia; Chiroptera; Phyllostomidae
Gene: TPPP3
Product: tubulin polymerization promoting protein family member 3
Exons: 11
Coding region: 348-1802 (484 amino acids)
Biological process (GO): microtubule polymerization; protein targeting to membrane; peptidyl-L-cysteine S-palmitoylation
Cellular component (GO): Golgi apparatus; endoplasmic reticulum; microtubule
Molecular function (GO): protein-cysteine S-palmitoyltransferase activity; tubulin binding
Source: RefSeq, a predicted model, not a curated record